Messenger RNA from Rubroshorea leprosula, 834 nucleotides. The record is from the annotation of a GenBank genome assembly. Lineage: Eukaryota; Viridiplantae; Streptophyta; Magnoliopsida; Malvales; Dipterocarpaceae.
ACUUUGCUUCCUUUCCUUUGCAACCAAAACACAACAACCUGUUCAUUACCUAUUUUAAAAAAAAAACACAACAACCUGAAAAAGACGAGGAACAACAGAACAGAACCGAGAUGAAGCUAGCUUGGUCCCCGGAGGCUGCAUCCAAAGCCUAUAUCGACACCGUUAAAUCUUGUGAUAAUUUCCUAGAAUCAGGCGUGGCAGAGCUUAUUUCAGCCAUGGCUGCAGGGUGGAACGCGAAAUUCAUUGUGGAGACGUGGUCACAGGGAGGAGCUACGGCAACUAGCGUUGGCUUGGCAACGGCCAGCCGUCACACGAAUGGAAGACACGUUUGUAUAGUCCCGGAUGAGAGGUCGAGGACGGAGUAUGUACAGGCUCUGGGAGAAGCCGGUAUGUCCCCGGAAGUAAUAGUCGGAGAGCCGGAGGAAGUGAUGGGCGGGUUAAAUGGUAUAGAUUUCUUGGUAGUGGAUAGCCGGCGAAGUGAGUUUGCUAGGGUAUUGAGUCAGGCAAGACUGAGCAACAGGGUUGCAGUCCUGGUGUGCAAGAAUGCUAACUUCAAAGGGGCUUCAAAUUUCCGGUGGCGGAGCGUUGUAGAUGAAGGGUCACGGCGGCUUGUUAGAUCGGUUUUUCUGCCGGUGGGGAAAGGACUUGAUAUUGCACAUGUAGAUACCAGCAGUGGAAAUUCAAGUUCAGGCAACGGUGGGAGGCGGUGGUUCAUCCAUGUCGAUCAGCACUCAGGAGAAGAACAUGUUAUCCGAAGAUAAUUAAAGUAGUAAUUUCUUUUGUUAAGGAAGAAUACUGUUUUUCUUCUGAUGUACAUAAAUUUUGAAGAGUAAU